AGAACCAAUCAGCCCCCCUGUCAAAUCAAACCAUCCUGUGUUGGCAUCCUAUGGUUGGCAUGAAUCCCAGCAUUCAUGUUGCUGCUGCACACACUCCUCGUCCACCUCCUUGCUUGGUUAAAUAAUGCGAUCAACAGGCCAGGGGGGGCUCAACCAAUGAAAAAGUGGGAGUGCUGAACCGUGCAAGCUGAUUGGCUGUCCUGGCCCUAAACAGACUGUGAGCGAGCCUGCAGAUCGGGGAUUAGAGAUGAUAUAGGCCAGUCUGCAUCUGUCUCCACAAUGGUUGUUCCUGAAUCCCAGGAAAAAAUGUACUACCCUCCUGAUGACCUGAAGAGGGAUGCUCAUGUACCGGAUUUUAACUCCUAUCUGGCACUGUACAGGAAGUCUCUUGAGAAUCCAGAAGCUUUCUGGAAAGAGAUUGCAGAUGAGUUCUUUUGGAAGAAGCCAGCAACGGGACCAUUGCUGCAGUACAACUUUGAUGUGACAAAAGGGAACAUUUAUGUCAAAUGCAUGGAAGGGGCCAAAACCAACAUGUGCUAUAAUGUCCUGGACAGGCUUGUGAAGGAGAAGAACUUUGGUGAAAAGGUUGCCUAUUACUGGGAAGGAAACUCACCUGACCACCACAUGGCCAUCACCUACAGCCAGCUGCUGAGCCAGGUCUGCCGCUGUGCUAAUGUUCUCAAGAAAAUGGGUGUAAAAAAGGGAGACAGGGUUUCCAUCUACCUUCCCAUGAUCCCCGAGCUCGUCUACACCAUGUUGGCCUGUGCAAGGAUAGGUGCUGUUCACUCCAUAGUGUUUGCAGGAUUCUCCUCUGAGUCUCUGUGUGAGAGGAUAAUCGAUGCUUCCAGCAGCGUGCUGGUGACGGCAGAUGGUGUUUACAGAGGAGAGAAGCUGAUCAACCUGAAACAGAUUGCAGACGAGGCGCUGGAGAAGUGCCGGGAAAAAGGGUCAUCUUCUGUCACUAAAUGCCUCGUGAUCAAGCACCCGGCACUCAGGACAAAAAGUGGAGCUGCAUGCAACAAACUUCAGACUCCCUGGGACUCGGACUGUGACGUGUGGUGGGACGAGGCGAUGAGAGACUCUCCUGAAGAGUGUGAACCUGAGUGGCUCGACGCUGAAGACCCGCUGUUUAUCCUCUACACCAGCGGCUCCACCGGCAAACCCAAGGGUGUUCUCCACACAGUUGCCGGGUAUCUGCUCUACACGUCGCUGACCUUCAAGUACGUUUUCGACCAUCACCAUGACGACGUGUACUGGUGCACCGCAGAUAUCGGCUGGAUCACUGGACACUCCUACAUCACCUACGGCCCGCUGGCCAACGGAGCCACAAGUGUCCUCUUUGAAGGUAUCCCAGUUCACCCUCAUGUCGGCCGGUUUUGGGAGAUCAUUGAGAAAUACAAAGUCACCAAGUUCUACACAGCGCCUACAGCCAUCCGCCUGCUGAUGAAGUACGGUCGGGAGCCGCUGCAGAAGUACGACCUCUCCAGCCUGAGGAUUCUGGGUACUGUUGGAGAGCCGAUCAACCCGGAGGCGUGGCAGUGGUACCACGAGGUCGUCGGUCAGGGCAGAUGUCCCGUCGUCGACACUUUCUGGCAGACAGAGACCGGAGGUCAUGUGUUGACUCCUCUGCCUGCUGCCACGCCUCUGAAGCCAGGCUCUGCUACCUUCCCUUUCUUCGGGGUAGAGCCCGCAAUCCUCAACGAACACGGGGAGGAACUGGAAGGCGAGGCUGAGGGUUAUCUGGUAUUCAGGAGGCCUUGGCCUGGCAUAAUGCGCUCAGUGUACAGAAACCACGAACGCUUCGAGAACACAUACUUCAAGAAAUUCCCGGGCUUCUAUGUAACUGGUGAUGGUUGCAAGCGGGAUAAAGACGGAUAUUACUGGAUCACAGGAAGAAUAGACGACAUGCUGAAUGUGUCAGGCCACCUGAUGAGCACGGCGGAGGUGGAGGCGGCGCUGACGGAGCACCCGGCGGUGGCGGAGGCUGCGGUGGUGAGUCGGCCUCACGCGGUGAAGGGAGAGUGUCUGUACUGCUUCGUCACCCUGAAGCACAGCCGGGAGUUCAACCACACGCUGCAGGACGAGCUCAAGAGACUGGUGAGAGAGAAAAUUGGACCAAUCGCCACGCCGGACUUCAUUCAAAACGCUCCGGCACUCCCGAAGACUCGCUCAGGAAAGAUCAUGAGGCGGAUCCUCCGGCAGAUCGCCCGCAACGAGAAGGACCUGGGCGACCUCUCCACCCUGGCCGACCCCAAGGUGGUGGAGGAGCUGUUCAGCCAGAGAUGUGAAGCUGCAGCCUAAACACCUUCCUCCUCCUCCUCUUCAUGCAAUAGAUGAAGACCAUCGCAAACUGCUGCUUCUCGAUCAGCGUCUGUGCACUCUAUGGGACUGAAUGAAAGGGCUGGGAUCAGACACUGAGUCGUUUUAAAUUUGUUUUAUGUAGAUAAAGUAGAAUGACAAUUGGUCAAAGAGGCAUUCAUGUAAACGUGUGAAUAUAUGGGGGCUGCUUUGCGAUUGGGCCAAACUGUCAAACUAACUGAACACAGAAUUGCUAUCUUUUAUAUAUUUUAUAAGUAUUUGAGUCUCCUAUCGUUGUGAGUAUUUCCUCUCUUUUUGAAUCUUGAAAUAUUAAAGUCAGCUUUGCACAGCUUGUUUUUUGA
This is a messenger RNA of Gymnodraco acuticeps, 2660 nucleotides long. It is a transcript of the gene acss2l, whose product is annotated as acyl-CoA synthetase short chain family member 2 like. Lineage: Eukaryota; Metazoa; Chordata; Actinopteri; Perciformes; Bathydraconidae. The coding region runs from base 280 to 2301 and encodes 673 amino acids. The transcript has 19 exons. Gene Ontology annotation, molecular function: AMP binding; acetyl-CoA synthetase activity. The record is from RefSeq and is a predicted model, not a curated record.